Molecule: messenger RNA, 384 nt
Organism: Naegleria fowleri
Lineage: Eukaryota; Heterolobosea; Eutetramitea; Acrasida; Naegleriidae
Exons: 1
Coding region: 1-384 (127 amino acids)
Source: RefSeq, a predicted model, not a curated record
AUGCUCUUGCAACAAGAUUCUACUGAUUUUGUGUACAAUAAUACGAAUUAUUUCGAAAUUUUACAAAAGGAUUUGAGAGCUAUUGACAUUUUGCGCAAAAGAUACAAAAUUCUUUCAAAAUUUAAUCAUGUGAUUAGAGAAGUGGAAGAGUGUGCAGCAAUGAUUAAGGCGAAAGUUGCAUUGUCGACAUUACAACGAGAUGUCAUCUUGUCUGAUCCAAACGAGAGCACAGUUGGGGAUUUGCAAAGGCCAAUCUUAAAUGGAACGCAACAACAAGAAGAGAAUUUGGAUCGGCAAGAAACCAAUUUCUUGCUCUUCGAGGACAUGGUAUCCGCAAAUUUACUUUCCUCGGAUGACCUUAAUAAUGUGUUCGACUUUGAAUAA